Molecule: messenger RNA, 2938 nt
Organism: Annulohypoxylon truncatum
Lineage: Eukaryota; Fungi; Ascomycota; Sordariomycetes; Xylariales; Hypoxylaceae
Product: fungal-specific transcription factor domain-containing protein
Exons: 4
Coding region: 188-2737 (849 amino acids)
Biological process (GO): regulation of DNA-templated transcription; DNA-templated transcription
Molecular function (GO): DNA binding; DNA-binding transcription factor activity, RNA polymerase II-specific; zinc ion binding
Source: RefSeq, a predicted model, not a curated record
AUACUUCUUGCAGUAAAGUAUUAGACCCGGCAGCAUGGAUCGUCUAGCGCUCGUGCGGAGCCCAUACCCUGGCCAGCUGAGGCCGUCACGGAGUCAUACAUAAAGCAGUUUUCGCAGUUUCCACACUUUACCGGCCAGGAAUGAGCGAUCCGACGCUUCCAAGGGAUUCUUCACCCGAGGACCAACGAUGAGUAGUGCUAGUGCUAGCGCCAGCUCCGCCAGGGCCGCGGAGGCGAAGCGGCGCGCCCGUCGCGUGCCGGAAGACCAGCGGAAACGCGGAAUCCAGAGCUGCGACCUGUGUCGAAAGAAACGCUGCAGGUGUAUCCCGGCUCCGGGAGAGGCCAACCGUUGCACGGCAUGCCUCGCGCAGGACGUCGAGUGCACGUUCACGCUCCCUCGCAAGACCCGGUUCUACGGUAACGUGGAAGAUCUUAGUGAUCGCUUCCGUUGUCUAGAGGCCAUCGUCAAAGGAGCGUUCGCCGACGAGGCUACCGACUCCGUCGCCGAUCUCAUGCGACUCGGCCAGUCCCGAGGAUACCAGAUGCCCGAUCUAUCUCACAGCACCGAAGUGCCGGCGAAGAUAGACGAGGCGUUGCGAAUACCGCGACAGUCGGAGCCUCCUAGCGAAGGAGGGUUCUCCGCAACGCAUACCAACCAAUCCACUCGCUCGGGAGCGAGGCAUAACACCCACCCCUCCGCACAACCGGAGAGUUCGCAGUCGGUAGAUAGCACGACGUGUCUCGUAACCGACACGUCCGGCAAGGAGCACUACAUAGGGCCGUCCGGGGGUCUUCAGUUUCUGGGUAAGCUAAGAAGGCUCCUCAUCUCGAGAGACCAGAGUCCCGGCGCGCAGAGCCUAGCGCCUCCCAGGGUCGCAAAGUUCACCGAAGACGACGGAGCUCAGGCACUCGAGGUCGAAGACGUCCACGAAGAUGCUCUCGACUCUAGACACGCCGACGACGUCUCCAUAUCUACCGCGCGCGACCAGCGUUCGCCUAGGAGCAUCGCCUCGUUGGAGAGCAAUCGCGCUCGGAGGCCGUCCGUUGGUAUAGAGGAGCAUUGGAAACGGCUUCCGCCGCAAGACGUGCUCGAUAGACUAUUGCAGUCAUUUUUCCAAAACGUCCACGACGACUUCGUCCUCUUCCAUCGCGGGACGUUUGAGGGUGAUUACGAAGCACAGACCCGGAGGUUCCGUCAUGCCGGGAGCCAGGAGCACGAAGAGAAAGACCUGGAUCCUGGAUUAUUGGCAUGUAUCUAUAUGAUGCUCGUAUUCGGUAGCAUGAGCGAACCGGACAUCGGCGAACCUAACCUCGAUCACAACGCGCUACGGAGGCAUUGCGUAUCGUCGGCCAGAUCCCUCCUACCGCAUCUCAUCAGCAAAUGCACGCUGUAUAACCUCCGGGCUCUGCUCCUGCUGAGCUUGUUUCUACACAACAACAACGAACGAAACGCGACCUGGAACCUUGUCGGAACGGCGACUAGGCUCGCGUUUGCCUUGGGACUUCAUCGGAGAGAUACCGAGUCCGCAUUUAACCCGAUCGAGAGGGAGAUUAGAAAACGCGUCUUCUGUACGCUGUACGGUUUCGAGCAGUUCCUAGCUACUACCCUCGGUCGACCGAGCGGCAUCAACGACCCCGACGUCGAAGUGACACCGCCACGUCCGGGGAUGUUGGACGACAGCGGCGGCGGCGGUGAUGCCGUGCUCAUUGCUUUCAGCAUACGCCUGUAUCAAAUCCUCGGCAGAAGCAGAACAAGCCAGGGAAUAGGAGAUGAUGUAGCUGCUAAAGGCUCGGCACUUCGAAGUCCGGAAGCGAUCCUUCUAGAUCUCGAGCAGUGGAGAACCGACGUUUCGAAGAAACAAUGGCUGAAUAUCCCGCCCAUAAAAACCGGCGAGCGUCUGCUGGACGACAAGGAGCCGAACCCCAUAGGCUUCGACGAUCUGAGAUCCCUACUACGGUGGCAGAGAUCGUCGUUGCGGGCGGCGUUGAUGCUGCACUUGCUGUAUCACUACACCGGCUUAUUCACGACCCGGCCGUUCCUCCUGCAGGAGCUGUCCGUCAACCAACCACCUAGCCAGGAACCAAGCCACGCGGCUAGCCGGCAGACCGCGCUCGCGGGUACUUGCCUACGCCACGCGAGCCAGAUGGCCAUGAUCAUCAUCCUGCUGGACUCUUUCGGCCUAGUCAACGGCGUGUCGGGCCUAGACGUAUUUUACGUCUACUGGGCGUCCAUGAUCCUGUCGUCAGGCAUGCUCCGGCAUCACAAUACUCCGGAGGAAUACAGGGUCCUCGAGACCUUUAGGGGGCUCGUAGCGCAGCUCCGAGCCGUGUCGGUGAGAGUGGAAAAGAGCGGCACGAUGAAUCGCUUUGCCACGCUCCUGGCUGACUUUGCUGACUACGUCAAUUAUCGGUACAUGUCGCCGAAAUUAGCGGCGGACGAAGGCCUGGAUAACCAUGCUACGGUGAACCAGGUUAAUGGGGUGGCUGGUAAUCCGCCGCUGGAUCCGACGCAAAUUGCGCCGGGUGCUUUCAUAGGCUCUCAGACGUUAGAUUCCUUCUACUGGUCUAAUGAUAUGAUACCCCUGGCACAGACUAUAGAAGGGGGAGCCGAGCUCGACGGGUUUAGCGGGUGGGCUGGGCACGUUGGCGGGGUCGACGUAGACUGGGUUACCACGUUGCCGGGUGGAGGCAUCGAUAUUUCUAUGGGAUAUGGGAGUUCGCCUGCAAGGCCUCAAUAGUGUAAAGGAUCAAAAAAACGGAUAUGGUGGACAUGUGGUAGGCAUAUGAUGGACACAUGGACGGUGGGCAUAUGGUGGAUAUAGGUUUGUAUUCAGCACAUCAAAUUUAUUGCCAUGCACUUGAAAUCCGACCAGUGGACAAUACGUCCGUACGGAGCUACCCGUGGACCACUCCAGAGUCCUUCCCACGUACCUAGUACA